ACAAACACACACACACACAUAACACAGACAGCCUUUAUAGAGCCUUUUAGGUGCUUCAAACAACGCACCAAAGCACCCUAACCAUUCGAUUUUGUGUUGAAAAUGGGCAGGCAACCAUGCUGCGACAAACUUGGCGUUAAAAAAGGGCCUUGGACCGCCGAGGAAGACAAGAAGCUCAUCAACUUUAUACUCACUAAUGGGCAGUGCUGUUGGCGGGCUGUCCCUAAGCUUGCUGGCCUCCGCCGCUGCGGCAAAAGCUGCCGUCUUCGUUGGACCAAUUACCUCCGCCCUGACCUUAAGCGAGGCCUUCUCACUGAAGCUGAAGAACAAUUGGUGAUUGAUCUUCAUGCUCGCCUUGGAAACAGAUGGUCGAAGAUAGCGGCCAGAUUACCGGGAAGAACCGACAAUGAAAUAAAGAAUCAUUGGAACACUCACAUAAAGAAGAAGUUGAUUAAGAUGGGAAUCGAUCCAAUUACGCACGAACCGAUCCAAAAACAGCCAGAGGAUCCGAAAGGCCAGACAGAAAAUUCCACCGGAAACCACCAUUGCACGGCGGAGAACGACAGCAGCUUGGAGAACAGCAGCUCGAUCACCACGGACAGCGGUUUCUGGAUUGAUGAGGAAACACUUUGGAACAAUAGCCCACCAACGAGUGCAAAAGAAGGCAAGUUUGUGUGGGAAGAGAGCUGUUCAUGGCUUCUUGAUUGUGAGGAUUUUGGUAUCCAUGAUUUUGGGUUUGACAAUUUUAAUGAUUUUGAAUUCAUGAACACAACAGAAAUGGAAGGAAAAAACUAGAAAAUGUAAUUAAUAUGCACAUGUUACAAAGUAGCAUGUACAUGAACUUUGGGGGAUAAAAAAAAAGAUGUCUUUUAUUUAUUGUUAGGGUAAUUUAUUAAAGUGACAGAAAAACAUGAGACAUUAACAUGUUAUAAUGUUUUUGUUUUGGUUUAUGUAAAGUGUCUAGAGAGGAGAGCAUGCAUGUUGCUAUUUAUGUAUAUUUGUCUGUGUAUUUAUUCUUGUAAUAAUAAAGUGAGAGAAACAGAAG
Cucurbita pepo subsp. pepo (vegetable marrow) is the source of this 1045-nucleotide messenger RNA. Its product is annotated as MYB-like transcription factor ODO1. Lineage: Eukaryota; Viridiplantae; Streptophyta; Magnoliopsida; Cucurbitales; Cucurbitaceae. The record is from RefSeq and is a predicted model, not a curated record.